GCCCCUUGCGUGUUCCCGCGCCCUCGUUCCCGGGUGGAGCCGACCCGCGGCGGAAGCGGAAGUGCCGCGGCGGAAGUCCCGGGCCGCGGUUGCUGGGUUACCGCGAUGUUCCGCGCCGCUGUGGACAUCCAGCCCGCCUGCCUCGGGCUGUACUGCGGCAGGACCGUGCUGUCGGUGAACGGCUCCGUGGAGACCUACGGGGACUGCGGGGUGUGUCCUAGAGGCCAAAGGACGGAUGACAACAAAAUCUGCCGGGAGUGUGUGGGAUCUCCAGACCGCUAUGACUGGCUGUACCUCGGCUUCAUGGCCAUGUUGCCCCUGGUUUUACACUGGUUCUUUAUUGAGUGGUAUUCUGGAAAGAAGAGCUCCAGCGCGCUGCUGCAGCACCUGACGGCGCUGCUGGAGUGCGGCGCGGCCGCCGUGGUGACGCUGCUGCUCAGCGACCCCCUGGGCUCCCUGCACAUCCGCUCCUGCAGGGUCAAGAAGCUCUCGGACUGGUACACCAUGCUCUACAACCCCAGCCCCGACUACAUCACCACAGUGCACUGCACCCACGAGGCCGUGUACCCGCUGUACACCAUCGUGUUUAUCUACUACGCCUUCUGUCUCGUGUUGAUGAUGCUGCUUCGGCCUCUCCUGGUUAAGAAGAUUGCCUGUGGUCUGGGAAGAUCUGACCGGUUCAAAAGCAUUUAUGCAGCACUCUACUUCUUCCCCAUCCUCACCGUGCUGCAGGCUGUGGGAGGAGGCCUCCUCUAUUAUGCCUUCCCAUACAUCAUCCUGGUGCUCUCUUUGGUUACACUGGCUGUGUACUUGUCUGCUUCUGAAGUGGAGUUUUUCAAGGAUCUGCUGGUGAGGAAGAAAAGGCUCGUUGUCCUCUUCAGCCACUGGUUGCUUCAUGCCUAUGGAAUCAUCUCCAUCUCCAAGCUGGAUAAGCUUGAGCAGGACCUGCCUUUGCUUGCCUUGGUACCUGCCCCUGCUCUCUUCUACCUGAUGACAGCAAAGUACACAGAGCCCUCACGGAUCCUCUCCGAAGGUGGGAAUGGACACUGAGAGGAGCCUGUGCCCACAGCUCUGUCCCAGUGGUCUGGAUGGAGCCAUUCUAGUGCUUGGCAUGCUUUGGAAACUUCUGUUUUCAAAAAGAAGCUGUUUAUGUGCCAGACUUCUGGUGAAGCACCUCUAGGUGAGACUGUAUAAUAUUAAAAAGCUGCACUUUGUAUUCUUCCUAAAUAUCUGGUAUAGAUCAAAAGCAAUGUCUUUUUAUCUAUUUAUCACUGUGAAUCUGUAUAAAAAGCUUGUGACACGUCCUAAGUACAAUGGUUUGCUUGUGUAUUGUUCAUUUCCUAACACGAUAUUUGAAUAAAACAAUAGAGCCUGGUUUUCAAUACACUGUAAUUAAAAAAAAUAGAGUUUGAAUAUACCAGAGAACUUGAUUUUUUCAUCACAUACUCUAGCUUCUGUCCCCCACCAGUGGAAACAUACUGUCUUCUUCCUAACAUCAAAAGAUAAAACAUUAUUCCUCAUGAUGUUUGAGACUGACUGCUGAAGAAGAAAUGCACUGUAAAAGGAGAAGAAAUGCACUAUAAAAUUCUCUGUAAGGCAGAGUUUAUGCUCUGUGUGCUGCAAAUAUGGAAAUCUUUGUGGAGAGCAUUAAAUAGAUCAGAUUAAAGAUUUUCUUUUUUUGGUAGUUGGGUUGGUAUUGGUCUCCAAAACCUGAUGCUGUAGAGGGUCUAGAGGAAGAUGCAGAGCAGCGCUGAAGGGUCAAAAAUAGAACCAAGAAUAAGAAAAUUCUCUUAAUUUACAUGGAUCAUUGGCUGUAACAGUGCAUAUUUCUAUAUAUCUGUGAUAAUAAUGCUUUUUUCAUUCUAUACCUGCCAACACUGCUAAGGACAGAGUCUGCCAGCAGCUCAGAGGCUUUGGAAGGUGUCACCUCAGCCAGCCUGUCACUCUCCUCCAUAGAAGGUUAUUUUUGCUAGAUCUGAUAUGCCCUUCCUCAUAGCUUCAUGUGAUUCUUUUUAUUUUAAUGUAAAAUGCCACUUGACAGGUUCACUGCACCUAAAAAUUGAGUGCAAACAAACUCACUCUUGCAUGCAGAAGUGAGGUUUUAUUGAGGGAUUAAGGAAGUAACUGAUCUUCUUAAAUCAAACACUGUCUGUACUGCUGUGUACAAUGUGUAAUUUGCAGACACAGUGAUCUUGAUGAGAAUUCUAAAAGUAUGGGAUUAAAAUUGGUGUUAAAAUACCACAUCUGAGGAUUUUUUCUUGUACAUUUCUGUGUGGACUAUGUGUAUUGGGUUUAAAUAUUGUGCUAGAUCUUGUUUUUAAAAAGAAAAGAACAAGUCCCAAAUAAAGAUGAGAUUUUGCUAGGUCUGGAAAA
This is a messenger RNA of Prinia subflava (tawny-flanked prinia), 2373 nucleotides long. It is a transcript of the gene JKAMP, whose product is annotated as JNK1/MAPK8 associated membrane protein. The record is from RefSeq and is a predicted model, not a curated record. The transcript has 7 exons. Gene Ontology annotation, biological process: response to unfolded protein. Gene Ontology annotation, molecular function: ubiquitin protein ligase binding. The coding region runs from base 106 to 1050 and encodes 314 amino acids. NCBI's taxonomy places the organism in Eukaryota, Metazoa, Chordata, Aves, Passeriformes, Cisticolidae. Gene Ontology annotation, cellular component: membrane.